AUGAAUUGGUUCACAGCCGCACAGGUUCCUGUGCUGAUACUGGUGUUAUGGCUUUUCACAGCGUAUAUGACUAGAUCCUUCCCAGACCUAACCGGCAAACGCAUCUGCCUCCUCAUAGCCCACCCGGACGACGAAGCAAUGUUCUUCGCCCCUUCCCUCCGUGCCCUCACAGCCCCGGAUCUCGGAAACCAAGUCGUAAUCCUCUGCUUCUCCUCCGGCAACGCCGACGGCCUCGGCCACAUCCGCAAAGAAGAGCUCGCCAAAUCCGCGCUCCUGCUAGGUCUCCGCUCUUCUGAGCACGUUGUGGUUCUCGAGGAUAAGAAUUUCCCGGACUCGAUGAGCGCGGAGUGGGAUCCGAGGCUGGUGAGCCAGCAGUUGAUGAAGUUUUUUGGGCCUAGGGAGGGGGUGAAUGCGGGGAGGGAUGCGGCGGUGGCGACGGGGAUUGAUGUGUUGGUGACGUUUGAUGAGGGAGGGGUUAGUGGGCAUCCUAAUCACGUCUCCCUCUUCAAUGGGGCGACGACGUUCCUGAAGCAGUUGAUGCAAGGACGCGCGGGGUGGGAGUGUCCAGUGAAACUCUACACCUUGACGUCAACGAACAUUGUACGGAAGUACAGCAGCGUGCUGGACUCGGUGGUGACGGUGCUGGGGUGCUUUUUGACGAAGAAGGAGGCGGGGAGUUAUCCUACGCCGUUGGUGAGUGUGAGUACGCCUGGGGAUGUGAGGAAGGCGCAGUUGGCGAUGACGACGGCGCAUAAGAGUCAGAUGAGGUGGUUCAGGUGGGGGUGGAUUGGGGUUAGUCGGUAUAUGGUUAUCAAUGACCUGCAGAAGCGGAAAGGGUUCUGA
Molecule: messenger RNA, 843 nt
Organism: Fulvia fulva
Lineage: Eukaryota; Fungi; Ascomycota; Dothideomycetes; Mycosphaerellales; Mycosphaerellaceae
Product: N-acetylglucosaminyl-phosphatidylinositol de-N-acetylase
Exons: 2
Coding region: 1-843 (280 amino acids)
Biological process (GO): GPI anchor biosynthetic process
Cellular component (GO): endoplasmic reticulum
Molecular function (GO): N-acetylglucosaminylphosphatidylinositol deacetylase activity
Source: RefSeq, a predicted model, not a curated record